Molecule: messenger RNA, 827 nt
Organism: [Candida] anglica
Lineage: Eukaryota; Fungi; Ascomycota; Pichiomycetes; Serinales; Debaryomycetaceae
Source: the annotation of a GenBank genome assembly
AAAAGAUAGAUAUCAAAGAGAAAGAUUAUCUAUCAUUGAACAUUCAUCCACUUAAUCCAAAAUGUCACUCCGCUUUGCAUAUACUCGAGCAGCUUGUAACCUGAACUUGAAGUGCGGCUUGAAUCGUAGCUUCAGUCACUCAGCAGUCAAAUUGAACUUGUUUGGAGGAUCCAAAACUAUUCAGCCCAAGACUGGAAGUGGGAAUCUUACGGCCCCAACGGGGAAGGGCGAAUCGGCUCCAGAUCCAGUGGAUUUGAUUAAGAGAAACGAUAUGUUGGCACAUUCUCAGAAACCGAGAAAUAAUAUUGAAUCAGUGCGUGAUAAUGGCUUUCUACUCUCAAGUAACAUCAUUAUCACUUCUCCUAAUAAGAAUGGAAAUGUUCAAGGAACUCUUCUUCUUGAGAGUGAUGCCUAUGAAGUAGAUUUGUCAAAUGGGGGCUUCCAGAUCAUUAACGGUUUCAUUGUAGAAUUCAACGAAGAAUCGGUGUUGCAGAUCUUCAGUAAAAUUCACCCUAAACCGGAAAUCGUAGUCAUCGGACUUGGAGAACGUUCAAGAAUGCUAAGUGAUAAGAAUAGAAAAUACUUCUCUAGCUUGGGUAUACAGAUUGAGGUAUCUGAUUCUAAUAACGCUGCUCAGAAUUUUGACUUAUUGGCCACUGAAAGACCAAAUGUUGUUGGUGCAUUGUUGCUUCCUCCAAAUGUGUAAUCCAACCCUCUACAAAUGUUUGCAUUAUAUCAUUUAGUGGUUUGUGGAUAACCGCUAUAUUGAUCUUCGUGUAUAUAUAUAAAUAUCUACUUAAACAAUGAAUAUUUAAGAUCUCCCCCUA